AUGGCCUUCUUCCUCGUCUGCGGCCAGCAGACCUUUCGCUCCGAGGUCAAGGGCUACGAGGGUAUCACCACCCAGUGCCACCACUGCGGCAACAUGGGCGCGCGCGUGGAAAAGGAGCGCCCCUUCUUCACCGUCUGCUACAUUCCCCUUGUUCCAUUCACCAUAAAGGGAUAUCAGGAUGUCGUAUGCGGCAUCUGCAACUUUCACGAACCCCUCGAGAAGCGCCCCGACGUCAUGGCCAUGGCCAACGGUGGUCAGGGCGCCGCCGGCCAGCACGGCCAAGCACAGCAGCAGCAGCACGGCCAAAAGCCGCCCGGCCAGAAUCAGCAGGCUAAUAAUCCGCAGGGGCAGAAUCCACAGGGACAGUACCAGCAGGGGCAAGGACCGCCGCAGUACGGCCCGCCGCCGCAGGGCUUUUACUCGCCGCCGCCGCAGGGCGGACAGCAACCUCCGCCACAGAAUUGGCAGGGGCAGCAGCACCAGUAA
Molecule: messenger RNA, 486 nt
Organism: Akanthomyces muscarius
Lineage: Eukaryota; Fungi; Ascomycota; Sordariomycetes; Hypocreales; Cordycipitaceae
Exons: 2
Coding region: 1-486 (161 amino acids)
Source: RefSeq, a predicted model, not a curated record